Messenger RNA from Nasonia vitripennis (jewel wasp), 789 nucleotides. RefSeq lists its product as uncharacterized. The coding region runs from base 1 to 789 and encodes 262 amino acids. Lineage: Eukaryota; Metazoa; Arthropoda; Insecta; Hymenoptera; Pteromalidae. The transcript has 4 exons. The record is from RefSeq and is a predicted model, not a curated record.
AUGCAUAAGAAAUCUUAUCGCACUCAUAAGUACACAAAUAAAUCUCUGUUCAUCGAGGGUCGCGGAAUCUUCCACCAAGAGGCCCAGUACUUCAACAAGCUGCUGCCACUGCUCCGCGAGUCGUUCGUCGGCGAGGACUGGUGUCCCAAGAGCUUCCUGGCCAGCGACAAAGCUGCUCUGAGAGCCCAGGCGCGGCUCCACGCGGUUUCCCUGCUGGCCCAGGCGAAGCUGGGAAAGUCCCCGGCGGAGCUCUACCCCGAGGCUUGCGUCGAGCAGAUCUACAACGACUUCAUGCAGCAGAGCAAGCUGAUUCUGCUCUUCGUCGAUUUGGCCGUGCGGGAUCCACCGCAUGAACGCGACUACCAGAGCAAGCUCAGCCCCGUCGUCUCCCACGGCGACUGCUGGCCCAACAAUUACCUCUUCGACAAGAGCCAGCCGCCUCGAGCCAGCAUCGUCGACUUCCAGAUGGCUCGCUACGCGCCCCGCAUGUACGACAUCACUCACCUGAUUUACCUCAGCACGACUUCGAGCAUCAGGAAGCGGGAACUGAGUAAAGCCAUCGAAGCCUACCAUGAGGAGCUGUGCGACGCUCUCGAGAAGAACCACCCUCAGCUCGAACGGCCCAGCCUGGAGGAGCUGCUGGAGGUGUACGAGGACAUGAAACUGAGCGCGCUGUUCACUGGCAUCAUGUUCUACCCGAUAAUCUUCUUGAGCAAGAAAGAAAUGAUGAAGUACAAGGACGAACCAAUUUUAUUUCUUGCAAUCUCCAAUGUAGAGCAUUUAAAUUAA